ACGUUAGCUUCUCCAUUUCCAUCUCUCUCUCUCCCUCUCUCCCUCUGCGGAUCGCGGGCGAUUUUUUCCUCCUUUUUCCGGGGACGAUUCUUCUUCUUCUUUCUUCUUCGUCUUCUUCCGUCGGCGGAGUUCGGUGAUCGCCGGUUCUUCUCCGGAUCUCUUUCAGCGCGGCUGGCAACCCGCGCCCGUUCGUCUGUGAGUUUCCCGAUAGUCUCUCCUGACUGCUUCGGAACCGUUGUUCGCGGUUCUUUUUUCCUUGUUUUGGGCGAAGCUGUCGCGCGCGCGUGGGGAUGAUCUUCUUCGUGUGUUGAUUCUGGUGAUUCGUUCGUUCGUUCGUUCUUAUUUUCUGUCUCGCCUGCUUUGGGGUGGAGUUUGUGGAUUUAGGAUCGUUUCGCUGAUUGUUUCUGUCUGUGGCGUCUUGUGGGGACGAGCUCAGCUCGCUCGAUGUGGAUCGGAUUUUGAAUUCCGUUCUCUGCUCUUUUUGUCCUCCCCCCCGCGUUUGCGAUGCUGGUUUGACACGAAAGCUCCGUGUAUGCUGCCCUUUUUAGGCCCCCUCUUGCCACUUGAGCCUCGACGUCCGGUAGCUUCUGCGCUGGGUGGAACAUACCUGGACUUGCUUCUUGGAGGUCGAGACGGUGCAGCGUGCGAGACUUGGCGGAACGGGGAGAUUUUCCGUUGCGGAGUAAGUGUUGAUCGGGUUUCGGUAUUUGAACGGAUGACGGAAUUUGUUGGAGCGCGAUGUAGUCCGAGAUGCCUCGUUUAGAAUGAGGACCGGGGUAGUUUAGUGGGGAAUGGCUGAGGAUGGUGAAUUCGGCGUGUUGCUUCCUCGGUGGAAGAGCAUCGGUAGGAUAGAAUUGGCCGAGUCCCAUCUCCUCCUUCUUUCAUGCUUCAUUGGCGGUUUGGUGGGGAUAUGUACUAUCCUGUACACGGCUUUCCAAUGGAGACGGAACAUCAAUUUGAGCUGGAUGAAAGCCAUAGCCAAAUCGAAAAAGAACCCAAAGUCCAGGCAAAAGGUCCCCAAAGCUCCUCAUGCAUGGACACCAGAACCCGUAUCGCGCGGUCUAAACUGUUCCGUGUGUUUGAAGUCCAUGUCCACUUCCCAGGCUCUCGGCUCUAUGGGUGCUUCAGACAGUUUCAUCCAUCGAUGCAGCGCUUGCGGCACGGCGGCUCAUUUAAGCUGCUCCUCAGCAGCUCACAAGGACUGCAAGUCUGUGUCAAUGAUUGGGUAUGACCAUGUGGUACACCAAUGGACUCUGCGGUGGGCUGAAUUAACGGAUCAUCCAGAGGAAUCAUUUUUAUGUAGUUAUUGCGAAGAGCCAUGCAGCGGCUCGUUUCUUGGUGGAUCUCCCCUGUGGUGUUGUCUUUGGUGUCAAAGACUCGUGCACGUUGACUGCCACAAUAGUGUAUCCAGUGAUGUUUGUGAUUUAGGCCAAUUUAGAAAAUUGAUUGUAUCCCCUCUUAAUGUUAAAGAAUUGAGCCACAGUGCCUCAGGUGGAUUUUUUAGCUCAAUCACUCAUGGGGCCAAUGAGAUUGCAUCUACAAUGCGGGCAAGUAUCGGGAGUCGAAGAAAGAAGUCAAAGCACGGAAGUGGAUCUUCCACUACUACUGGAAAUAGUGUGAGUAGCAGUGACACAACAGCUGAAAGCACUGCUGAUAUGAGCUCAUCGGCAGAUUUUUCUCAGAAAAUUGGAAAAAAUCACAGUGAGGAAGUGGACACUAGUGUUUCUCUUCAAAAUGGUAAAUUAGUUGAAGAAUUGCACGGAGAAACCAGUUCCACGAGUAGACGAAUUGAUCAGAAAGAUGAGGAUCAGAUGAUAGGCAUGAAACAAAGAUACGAAUUAAUUGAUUUGCCUCCGGAUGCAAGACCUCUUUUAGUUUUUACCAAUAAAAAGAGUGGAGCUCAGCGGGGGAACUCUCUUAGACAACGAAUGAACAGUCUUCUCAAUCCUGUUCAGGUCUUCGAGUUGAACUCCACACAAGGACCAGAAGUUGGUCUUCAUCUAUUCAGGAAGGUGCCUCAUUUUAGAGUCCUUGUGUGUGGGGGAGAUGGUACUGUAGGCUGGGUUCUGGAUAAGAUUGACAUGCAGAAUUUUGAUUCUCCUCCUCCAGUAGCUAUUCUUCCAGCAGGGACUGGAAAUGAUCUGGCUAGGGUUUUGUCUUGGGGAGGUGGAUUAGGCUCAGUGGAGAGACAAGGAGGUCUAUUUGCAUUGUUAAACCAGAUAGAGCAUGCUGCAGUUACUCUUCUUGACCGAUGGAAGGUAUCAAUCGUUAAUCAACAGGGAAAACAGCUUCAAAAACCCAAGUUUAUGAACAAUUAUAUUGGAAUUGGUUGUGAUGCAAAGGUUGCUUUGGACAUACAUAAUUUGAGAGAGGAGAACCCAGAGAUGUUCUACAAUCAGUUCAUGAACAAAGUUCUUUAUGCAAGAGAAGGUGCCAAAGGUAUAAUAGACCGGACACUCGCAGAUUUUCCUUGGCAAGUUCGCCUUGUUGUAGAUGGUGUUGAGGUAGAAGUCCCUGAGGAUGCAGAAGGCGUGCUUGUAGCCAACAUCAGAAGCUACAUGGGUGGCGUAGAUCUAUGGCAAAAUGAGGAGGAAGCUAAUGAUAACUUUGACCCACAAUCUAUGCAUGAUAAAAUACUAGAGGUCGUGAGCAUAUCAGGAACAUGGCAUCUUGGGAAGCUUCAGUGAUUCUCUGUGUUGCUGCUUUUUAAAAGGUGGGUCUUUCACGUGCACAAAGACUUGCUCAAGGGCAGUCAAUCAAGAUACAGCUCCUUGCAGCAUUACCUGUUCAGAUUGAUGGGGAGCCUUGGUUUCAGCAACCAUGUACAUUGGCCAUAUCCCAUCAUGGA
Messenger RNA from Syzygium oleosum, 2848 nucleotides. Its product is annotated as diacylglycerol kinase 1-like. Gene Ontology annotation, molecular function: ATP-dependent diacylglycerol kinase activity. Lineage: Eukaryota; Viridiplantae; Streptophyta; Magnoliopsida; Myrtales; Myrtaceae. The record is from RefSeq and is a predicted model, not a curated record. The transcript has 6 exons. The coding region runs from base 792 to 2687 and encodes 631 amino acids.